Messenger RNA from Cylas formicarius (sweet potato weevil), 1505 nucleotides. RefSeq names its product E3 ubiquitin-protein ligase ZNRF1. NCBI's taxonomy places the organism in Eukaryota, Metazoa, Arthropoda, Insecta, Coleoptera, Brentidae. The transcript has 5 exons. The coding region runs from base 297 to 941 and encodes 214 amino acids. The record is from RefSeq and is a predicted model, not a curated record.
GUUACCCUUCGCAAACGUCAAAAUUACCCACGAAGUGAUACGAAAAGUGUAAAGCGGCGUCGACGGCAUCCGCGGGCCCCUUGCGUUUGAUAAAACGCGUGUUAUAACACGCCGCGCGUUCGCCGAAAUCGUUUUUCCGUUUCGCUUUGUCACGGUGCGCGGUGUCUGCAACUGGAAUGCUUCUCGGCGAAGGAUGGUGUCUUAGUGCUUUUUUUACCUCGUGACGAGGCUCGCACCAUGAAGUCCGCGUUGUUAUUUGCUAUCUUAGUAUAAUUGUUGUUGUUAACCUGUUAACGAUGGGCGCGAAACCUAGCACCGCGAACGGGGGCUCGCAGAGUCCGCGAAGCAGGGCUUUUUCCACCAGCAGCUCAUCGGAGGUCGUCACGGCCCCCGGUUUUCGAUUCAUGCGAUCCUUGGGGCUGGAGAAUGAUAGGCAAAGAGCAAGGUCGUUAUCAAGCGUGCCCGACCUGCACGGAAACGGCGGGCCGCACGAGGAGGGCGUGGCCGCGAUCGAGGGUGACGUUUCGGCGACGGGCAGUCCCGGCGCGGACACGGACAGCAGCGGCGUCGGCGACGAGACCGGGAUAGGGCAGGGGGGCCUGUUAGGCACCGCCGCUGCCGCCGCCCUUGGUCGCGUGUAUGCCGCCCAUUCGCUGCCCGGCCACAUUUGGUCGUUGAACGGAAUAAAAUGUCCCGUCUGCAGCAAAUUCGUAGUGCCGGACGACAUUGAAUGUCAUCUUGUAAUGUGCCUCACGAAACCUCGCCUUUCCUACAACGAAGACGUAUUGACGGAUGAUAAAGGCGAGUGCGUCAUUUGUUUAGACGACCUUAGCCAAGGCGACGUCAUUGCCAGAUUACCCUGCCUAUGUAUAUACCAUAAAGCAUGUAUAGACCAAUGGUUCGAGGUGAACAGAUCUUGCCCGGAACACCCAGGGGAUUAGCAAUAAGUCUUGUUAGCGCCGUUGGAUAUUUUCCUUAUUAAAGUAAAUAUAUGUAAAUAUUGUGUACAUACCGGAAGAGACUGACGAUUAACAAAAUAUUAAAGACAAUGACGAAAGAAAAAAGAAGAAGGAGAAGAAAAAGAAGAAAAUCGGUAAAAGUAGUAGGUGAAAGUUACCUUUUUUCCGUCGCCUAGGAGGAGCGACGGUGUGGCGUCUUCACGCGUCUUGGAUACGGGAUCGGUUUUUCCCAUCGGUUUUAAAUAGCUUUUGUACCACCCGUUCGUAUUUCGUAUAUCGUUUUCCCAGACGCCGCAAACUGCUUUCCGCUAAUGUUUCAUUUUGUAUAUUUUGCCGUUCCGCGUCCUGCCGCGGGAUUACGGGGAUGACGUCGUGUCGCGCUUACAAUAAAAUAUUUUUGAUACUUGGUAAGAUCCCGUUGUUUGUUUAUAAGCCAGCCGAAUUAGAGUCUAAUCGAGGUUAUUUUCAUAGAGGCCGCCACCCGUCAUCAGACGGUACGUUUUAGGACAAUGGCAUGAAUCGAUUGGUAGCCAUUUUGAAAGUUGG